Messenger RNA from Sporothrix schenckii 1099-18, 1863 nucleotides. Its product is annotated as alkaline D-peptidase. The record is from RefSeq and is a predicted model, not a curated record. The transcript has a single exon. NCBI's taxonomy places the organism in Eukaryota, Fungi, Ascomycota, Sordariomycetes, Ophiostomatales, Ophiostomataceae. The coding region runs from base 1 to 1863 and encodes 620 amino acids.
AUGAAGCUUCUACACAAGAUCAUCUUGACCACGUGUCUAGCGCCAUCUGCGCUCGCCGAUUUCACUACGGGGAGCUGGCCUGCACCGGUCGAUCUUAGUAGCAAGUCCAGCCUUGUUCGCAAAGCAUUUACGAAUAUUACAGCCACGCUGCAAGACUUUAUUUUGCAAGACGGUAACAUCAGUUCACCGGCGCCGCAGCUCAUACAUGGCAUCAGCAACCUUACAUUCUCAUUGGGGGUCUUUUCACGUUAUGACGAUGCCGCUUCAGAAGUACUACAACACCACUACACAGCCCCAGAAAUCGCCACAGCUGGCAAUGGCACAACCUUUGUCGAUGCUGACAGCAUCUACCGCAUUGCCAGCGUCACCAAGGUCUUGACGACUCUAUCCGGGCUGCUUAAACUGUCGACACCUGACUGGGACCGACCUCUAUCCGAUAUCUUUCCCGUCCUGUCGUCAUACGAAAAACAUUUCCCCGGUGGCCCCUUUGCCGUCAAUUGGACAGCUGUCACACCGCGCAACCUGGCUGCUCAAAUUAGCGGCGUUCCUCGGGAUGGCUUUCCAAGUCUCAACGAGCUGGAGAUUUUGGGGCUUCUCGGUAAUGUCGACACAGCGGCUAUGGGACUGCCACCCCCAAACAGCAGUGAUCCUCUCCAGAAUCCGCCAUGUGUCAAUUACCUACUCGGAAAUACUGGUUCAGCUGAGCCCGCAGGAGGUGACAGUGGAGUAUCGCUGUGUCCUGCAGAGCCGUACCUGGAGAGUGUCGCAAAUCGCCCACCAGCGUUCAACCCCUGGUCAUCACCCGGAUACGCCAACAACGGGUUUUCGUUGCUCGGCCUGGCCUUGGAGAACUUGGUCAAUACUACAUUUGAAAAGCUGGUUCACAGUGCCAUAUUUGGCCCGCUGAACAUGACCUCUUCCAAUAUCGACACGCCACCAAAAGAAAUGUGGAACCGCAGUGUAAUUGCCGAUGCGUCCACGCCGUCAAACUACUUUGACAUUAACGCGGGAGUUUUUGCUGCUUCAGGUGCGGCUUCGAGCACAUUAAAUGAUCUCACUCGUCUUGGCCGCAGCAUCCUCGACUAUACACUGCUCUCUGAGGCUGAGACGCGUCGCUGGCUCAAGCCUGUGUCAUUUACCGGACGCCUGCAGUACGCAGUUGGGGCACCCUGGGAGAUCCACCGCUACACGCUGCCUAACAACAAGGUCGUGGAUCUGUACACAAAGUCGGGCGACUCUGGUGCCUAUAGCGCCUUCUUUGUGCUGAUUCCCGAUUACGAUAUUGGGUUCAGCCUACUGUCUGCGUCGAGCACACUUAAAACCCGCUUUGAGAUCCUUGCUGCCAUUGCUGACGUGGUCACAUACACUUUGGUGCCCGCCAUUGAUGCCCAAGCAGCGGCCGAGGCUUCUGCCAGAUUUGCUGGAACAUAUUCGCUGGGAAACUCGUCGUUGACUCUUGUCGUUAACCAGACAUUGUCACACACGCCUCCACGAGGUGACGUGCUGACCGGUCCUGGUCUUGUCGUUGCCAACUGGACGAGUAACGGCACCAACGUUUUGCAUUCCGAACUGGCCACCUUUACUGGUCCGCUGCCGUACCGUCUCGUUCCGUCUAUCCCAGAGCCGUCCGGAAGCCCUACCUUCCGCCUCUUGACUCCCAUUGAUGAGCCAAGUGCCCAGUUGCCUAUUAGCUCUAAGCUCUUUUCUGGCCCCGGCUUCAUAGGCGCAGACUGGAUAGCGGUGGAUGCGCUAACUUACGGUGGUAUCGGGACAACCAUGUUCCAAUUUGACAUCGGAAGUGAUGGUAAAGCCUGUUCCGUUACAGUGAGUGCCUUCCGAGAAACGUUGCCACGUACAAACUGA